This is a messenger RNA of Lagopus leucura (white-tailed ptarmigan), 1530 nucleotides long. RefSeq names its product coenzyme Q6, monooxygenase (gene COQ6). The record is from RefSeq and is a predicted model, not a curated record. Gene Ontology annotation, cellular component: mitochondrion. NCBI's taxonomy places the organism in Eukaryota, Metazoa, Chordata, Aves, Galliformes, Phasianidae. Gene Ontology annotation, biological process: ubiquinone biosynthetic process. Gene Ontology annotation, molecular function: oxidoreductase activity, acting on paired donors, with incorporation or reduction of molecular oxygen, NAD(P)H as one donor, and incorporation of one atom of oxygen; 2-octaprenyl-6-methoxyphenol hydroxylase activity; FAD binding. The transcript has 12 exons. Bases 1 to 1413 code for a protein of 470 amino acids.
AUGGCGGCGGUGUGCGGCCGGGCCCUGCUGGCUCCGCUCGGCGGGCGGCUGCGGGCCUGUCCGCGGGCCUGUCCGCGGGCCCCGCUCCGCCCCUUCACCUCCGCCGCGCCGCUCUACGACGUGGUGGUGUCGGGCGGCGGCAUGGUCGGCAGCGCUAUGGCCGCCGCGCUCGGACAUGAUAUCCAUUUCCACGACAAGAAAAUUGCCUUGCUGGAAGCUGGGCCUAGGAAGGAAUAUUGCUUGCCAGAGGGCUACAGCAACAGGGUCAGCUCCAUCUCUCCUGGAUCAGCAACCCUCCUGAGCAGUUUUGGUGCCUGGGAUCAUGUCUGCAGCCUGAGGUGUAAACCGUUCCGACGCAUGCAGGUGUGGGAUGCUUGUUCUGAAGCCAUCAUCACUUUUGAGAAAGAUGACUUAGACGACAUGGGUUACAUAGUGGAGAAUGAUGUCAUUAUGUCUGCUCUUACAAAACAGUUAGAUGCAGUAGCAGACCGGGUGGAGGUUUUCUACGGGAGCAGAGCAGUGGGGUAUACCUGGCCCCUUCCCUCUCACAGCAGUGACACAAGCCCUUGGGUCCAAAUUGAGUUAGCUGAUGGACGCAGACUUCAGACCAAACUGCUGAUUGGUGCGGAUGGCCAUAACUCUGUAGUCCGGAAGGAAGCUGAAAUUCAGAACAUUGAGCAUCAGUAUGACCAGUCAGCUGUGGUGGCAACUCUUCAUUUGUCUGAGGCUACAGACAAUAAUGUAGCAUGGCAGAGGUUCCUCCCCACAGGACCAAUUGCACUUCUGCCACUAUCUGACACUACUAGCUCUCUGGUUUGGUCUACAUCUCAUGAACACGCUUCAAAACUUCUCACUAUGGACAAGGAAAGUUUUGUGGAUAGCAUCAACUCUGCCUUUUGGAGCAACAUAAACCAUUCUGACUUCAUUGACGCUGCUGGAGCCAUGUUUCGAUCUGCUCUUUCACUUCUGAAACCCUCGGGGACUGCAGUGCGUCAGCUGCCCCCCAGUGUUGCUGAAGUAGAUCCAGAGAGCAGAGCCAUGUUCCCUCUGGGGAUGGGGCACGCAGCGCAGUACGUCAGGCACCGCGUGGCUCUCAUCGGGGAUGCAGCACACAGAGUCCACCCACUUGCAGGACAAGGUGUAAACCUGGGUUUUGGUGAUAUUGCAUGUUUAGCUCAUCACCUCAGUGCAGCAGCCUUCAGCGGGCAAGAUCUGGGAUCCUUAAAACAUCUCUUAAGGUUUGAGACAGAACGUCAGAGGCACAAUGUCUCCUUGAUAGCUGCUAUUGAUUUACUGAAGAGGCUUUACUCCACAAGCCUUUCUCCCUUGGUGUUGCUGAGGACAUGGGGAUUGCAAGCAACAAAUGCCCUGCCUCCCAUCAAAGAGCAAAUCAUGGCUUUUGCCAGUAAGUGAUCCGUUCUCAGUUUGGAUCAGCAGUUUGCCAGUGUGUGCAUUAUUUGUAUAAGGACUGUCGCUGAUACAAUUUUUGAAUUGUGUUAUUUUAAUUUAACAAUAAAACUGAAGUACUGA